This is a messenger RNA of Rhizophagus irregularis DAOM 181602=DAOM 197198, 642 nucleotides long. Lineage: Eukaryota; Fungi; Glomeromycota; Glomeromycetes; Glomerales; Glomeraceae. The record is from RefSeq and is a predicted model, not a curated record.
AUGGACGAUGCCAACAGAAGCACAGCUUUCUUUUACUUGGCUGACGAAUCAGCCCUAGAAUAUGAUGACGAAUCAGCGCUCAAUCCUAUCUACUUCUAUAACAAUAUCGAUAAAGGAACAUUUGAUGAGCAUAAGGAUGACUACGUGUUGGUGUAUAAACAAGAAGUGAAGAAAUACGGGACAUCAGAAUAUACGAGCAAGGAAUUAGAGGACCUCGAAGACGAAAUGCCUGACGCAAUAUAUUUACCAGUUGAUAAAAAACGUCGUGAUAGUGCUGCAGAAUCUCCACCAGCAAGAACAGUGUCUGCUCAUCAUGCUAAUCAAGAACACAUGGAACUACGACGACCAUUAGCACUCGAGCUUAAUUUUAAUGAUCCCGCCGAAGAUGGUAAACUUUAUAAGACUGUAAUUGAUUCAGUCCAAGCAAUCGGAUAUGGACACCCUGCUCACGUUUAUUAUGCAUCUUCGACAUUUGAAAUUGCUCUCGGAGAUAAUAAUGGGUGGAGUAAGUGGGUGAGUAUAGAUAUACUCAGAGUUUGGGAGAAAAGUGCUGGUGACCAAGUAGACAGAUCUCUUGUGGGAAUUGAUGUCCUAGAUCAGUUUUCCUUCGUGCACGAACCAGCUCAGGGAUUUAAAUUUUAA